Messenger RNA from Tilletiaria anomala UBC 951, 2304 nucleotides. RefSeq names its product phosphoglycerate mutase-like protein. The record is from RefSeq and is a predicted model, not a curated record. NCBI's taxonomy places the organism in Eukaryota, Fungi, Basidiomycota, Exobasidiomycetes, Georgefischeriales, Tilletiariaceae. Gene Ontology annotation, molecular function: acid phosphatase activity. Bases 324 to 1940 code for a protein of 538 amino acids. The transcript has 4 exons.
AACGCGACCCGCACGUGCAUCUCAUGUUCGGCUGCUCGGCGUCAUCGCCCUGCUGUUAGCAAGUUUUUCAAAAAGCUUCUCCCAUAAACCACUGACAAUGUGCACGUUGUAGGUUGACAGCUUAUGGAGAGAGAUACGUCUACGACGUCUCCGAUGCCAGCACAUUUGGCGCAGACAGUAUGCCCGCGAAGCAUCCUUCCAGCGCUGAACCCAACAUGUAAAGGUAUAUUCGGCAAUGGACAGAUCCUGAAACGCAGUUGGAAGACAAUUGUCGAUCCGUGGCUAUUACACGGCCGUCUGGAAGCCGUGCCUCUCGCUUGUGGAUGACCAAAAUGCAGCUGCUCGCUGCACCACUGCUGCUGACCGCCUUCCUGGCCACCGUCGCCAGCUCUGCCGCGCUCGACAUCGACGGCGACGAUGAGCUGAACUGGGGUCUUCCGGCGCACGUCUUUUACCAUCUCGGACAGUAUGGUCCUCGAUUUGCUGUCGACAGCCAGAUCGAGCCAGCAGUUGCGCCGCCAUUGGGCUGUCACGUCGUCUUUGUCAACUCGCUCGAAAGGCACGGCGUGAGACAUUUCACCUCAGGAGCAUACAAGCGCACUGUUGCCUCCAUUAGCAAGCUCCACACUGCCCUUCAAGGGUUCAAGGAUUCUGAGCUGGCAGACCCUGCUCUCGGCUUCUUCCGCAACUUGACCGUCUCGAGCACGACCGAUUCACUGGUUCCCUAUGGUGCAUUGCAAGCGUACUAUUCUGGACGCUCGACUCGUGAAGUUUAUCGAAAGCAGAGCCACCUCUUACCUUUUAUUCGAGCAUCGGGAGACGAGUCUCUGGGUAAUGACAGAGUGAUCGUGACGGCCAAGUACUGGCGUCUUGGUUUCUCUGGUGCCAACUUUCCAUCGGGCUCUUUCACUAGGUCGCAACAGAUUCGCCAAGCUCCAGGCUUGCAAAAGCCUGAUAUUGUCUUCUCCGAGCGGUCGGGGCAGAACAAUACACUCGAUGUCAAAACCUGUACCAAUGCUGGGCAUUUGUCCCCAGACCUAGAGGAUGCCGCGCAAGAGGCAUAUGGCGAAUCCACGAUCUCACCUGUGAUCGGAAGGCGCCUUGCAAGCCGCCUGGCGCCGGCUAAGGUGGAUCUCACGUAUGCGGACAUCAUGCACAUCAUGGGCUUGUGCUCGUUCAAGACGCUCAGCAACGCCAAUAUCACAAACGGCAAGCUGCAGCUAACCGUCAGCCCUGUCUGCGGUGCUUUCAACGCUACCGAGUGGAAAAUCUACGGUUAUGCUAACAGCGUUGGCAAGUAUGCCGGUGCGGGCUAUGGCAACCCUUACUAUAAGGCGCUCGGACAAGGCUUCUUGAGGGAACUGUACGCGCGCCUGGACGGUACGGCACCACCGCUCUCUGAUCCUACUUCGCUGAACUCGACCCUCGGCGGCCAAGUCUCCACAUUUCCGCUCCCUUCGUCAAAAGGGCAUCUAAUCUACUUUGACGGUUCGCACGAUAACAAUAUUGGGCCCAUCGCCGCCGCCUUCGGCCUCUUCGACGGGCCAGCCUUGACGACGGGAGCGCACGCCGAGCGCAACACACACGCGUGGGAUUUCGCGCGCAUCGCACCACUGCAGGGCAAGAUCGUCUUCGAGAAGCUCAUCUGCGCUGCGCCUCCGACGAGGCGUACGCUCGGUAGCCGCCGCCGGCAGCGCUCCCAGACGGCAUUGGCGGUGGUUGACGCGGCAGGCACCCGCAACCAGCAAGCUUACGUCCGCGUGCGUGCGAAUGCUGCUGUUCAGAACCCAGAGGGCGCGCCAUGGUGCCCCACGUCUCGCCGCCAUCCCAACACGGACGACAUGGACUACCUGCAACAAGGGCUGUGUCCGCUGGAGUGGGUCCUGGAAGCGCUUUCGUGGGUCAACACGGAAGAUGAAUGGGCUAAGUGCUUCACUUGAUGAGAUGCGGUCCUAAGAAGUAUUAUAGCAGUUGGUAUCUAGAGCAUGAUCUACGUGUAUUGCCCUGCUAGGCCUUGCGCGCUCUUCGCACAGUCACCUGUGAUGGCGCCUGCGGCGGUCUUGAAAUAGCCGGCAGCCUGUACCACACCAAACGCAGGAAAAAUCAGCGCGUUACUCGUGCAACAAUUGAACAGCAUCAUGGACGGCAAGUAUUCGAUUGUUCCAGAAAAGAUGGACCAUGUCCUGGGCGGCAUUCGCGUGCCGCUGUGCUUUCAGUGCUUUGUACUGCACAUCUUGUGCCUUUGGCGCGGUCGCCGGCACGAGACUCUAAUAAUAUUCAGUCUGCAGUGAUGUAUGCUUUUGU